AUGGCCUAUUAUCUAAAUGAGAGGAAUAUAAUCACAGAAAGUGAAGACGAAAGACCAUCAAAAACAAUUACAUCAAUUUCCAAUCAAAAAAUGUUAAAAAUUCACAAAAAUUCAUCAAAUUUUACAGAAAAUAAUUUAUUUUUGGAUAAACUGUCACCUUCUGAUCGGGCAAAGAAAUUUGCGGCAAUUGCGUGUGGAGAAGAUGAAGUUAAGAGUGGAAUGAAUCUUGGAAUAGGGAGUGGAACGACUAUGAAGUUUUUUAUUGAUUGGUUACAAGAAACGAUUGAAAAUGGAAAUUUGGAAAAUAUUAAAUGUGUGCCGACGUCUUUUCAGACUCGUGUUUGGUUAAAUAAUGCCAAUUUGCCUGUCUACUGUUUAGAUCAACUUAGCAAUUUGGAUUUGGCUAUUGACGGUGCCGACGAAGUUGAUAAAGAUUUAAAUUGUAUAAAAGGGGCCGGUGGUUGUUUAUUACAAGAAAAAAUUGUCCAAAAUUGUGCUAAACGUUUUGUUGUUAUUGGUGGAUUUGAUAAAUAUUCUGGAGUUUUUGGACGUGUUGCAAAGAGUAUUCCAAUUGAAAUUGCUCCUUUGAGUCUUGUCCCUGUACAGAAAUGGAUUACUGAAAAACAUGGUUUUUUAAAUUUUUCUAGUAAAACCUUAAAAUGCCGAAUUUUUGGUUAA
This is a messenger RNA of Meloidogyne enterolobii, 678 nucleotides long. Lineage: Eukaryota; Metazoa; Nematoda; Chromadorea; Rhabditida; Meloidogynidae. The record is from the annotation of a GenBank genome assembly.